Esox lucius (northern pike) is the source of this 1977-nucleotide messenger RNA. RefSeq names its product C2 calcium-dependent domain-containing protein 4C. The record is from RefSeq and is a predicted model, not a curated record. The coding region runs from base 193 to 1599 and encodes 468 amino acids. Lineage: Eukaryota; Metazoa; Chordata; Actinopteri; Esociformes; Esocidae. The transcript has 2 exons.
CCCUAUUUAAGCAGCUUGGCUGUGUCCUAGCACCUCACUCAUCGGAUCACACUGAGGAGAGAUUUCCACUUGAUGGGGACGUCUGGAUCUGUGCGACACUGAAAGGCAAUUGUCUGUUACAGAGAGGAGUUGAAGGACCAGUCCAGACUGUUUUCUGAUUUACGAGCUGCGAUCCCUCUGAGAGCCCAUGUGAUGUGGUUGGUGGAGCAGAUCCGUGUGUCGGUGGCCAAAAGCAACCUUCCAUUCCCAGUGUCGGAGUACAGCUUCCGCAUCGCGGACAUCAUGUUCGGAGAUAAAACACAGCGUGAGAAAGGAAGCAAGGCCACCUCUCGUUGCCCUAACAUAAUCACUCCAAAUACCAUCCCGGAGUUCUGCAUCCCACCGAAGAUCUCACCUCCACAGGAACUGAAGACGGUGGACUGGAGUAGACCAAGCCCCGUAGGACAGGUGGCUUCAUUACCUGACAAGGACAGCUGCCCUGAGAAGGAGGUAGCAGUUAGGCAGCCCUUCAUCCACACUCACACGACACUCAUCCAGGUGGAGAGUGUUGACGAGAUGCAGGGUGACCUGGGCUUCAGCGACGAGGAGAGCACCAACGCAGAUCCCCAGAGCCAGGCGGCUCUCUCCCUCCCCCACCUGGCCAAAGCCCAGACCUGCUAUGGCUUCUGCACCCUUCUGGAGAGCCCCCACACGCGGAGGAAAGAGUCCCUGUUCCACAGUGACCCCGGCGCCUGCGGCAUCCCUCUACCCCUGAUCGCCAGCCCCUCCGCACCUCGUGGCCGCUCCCACACCUGCUCAUCCAGACCCUCCCCUCUGCCCCGCUCGCCGUCGUCCUCCUUCAGCCUCUCCAAGCUGACCUCCAGGCUGUCUCCCGGAGGUUCCAGGCUCGCGGCUCUGCACCGACAGGGCACUCUGGACAGUGACACCACCUCCUCCACGGAAUCCUCCCCCUUCAACUCCCCGCUCCUGACCAGGUCGCCGGCCAAAUCCUCCCUGCUCAAAGCCCUGAGCCACGAACGCCUGUUGUCCCGGACGAUGCGGAAGGCAGCGCUCUCCAGAAACAACUCCCUGUCCACGGACGAAGGAAGUUCCACGGACAACAGCCCCAACGUGCUCCGGAGGGCCUCCGAUGCUGGGCUAGUGGAACCCCUUCCUGGGGCCUACACCCUGGCUCCCCCUGCUUUCUUCCCCAUGGACCUGGUACUAUACAGGGAGAGAGUCAUGAAAGAAAGCCUAGUCCCUGUAGGCAUAGAGGGGACGCUGAGGCUUUCUGCAGAGUACUCCCCAGGCAAUCAGAGACUCAGAGUGAGGCUGAUCAGUGCAGAGAAACUCUAUGCUUUCACAGUGGACCCAAAGACUAUCAACUGCAGUAUCAGUAUAUGUCUUGUGCCGGGAAAGAUCCAGAAGCAACGCAGCACAGUGAUUAAGAGGAGCCGAAAUCCCAUAUUCAACGAGGACUUCUUCUUCGACGCCAUCUCAGAAGAUGAUAUAAGUUGCAGGUCAUUGCGCUUCAAAGUUGUCAACAAAAUGUCCACCAUGAAAAGAGACUAUGUUCUGGGAGAUUGUGAGAUUUUGUUGAACACUCUGUUAUCUAUGUAAAUAUGGGGAUCUGUGUGAUUUCAUGUCCGUUUUAUACUGCUCUCUCCAUCUAAUAAAUCAAUGGAAAAACAUGUGGCUGUCUUGUCUCUUAUCCGGAUAAAGUGUGACUGUAUUAAUAAAUGGUUUAUUUCAAGAGCCAUUAUUUCAAGCCCAGAUCAUCACUAUUUGUAAAUUGGAUUCAUGAUUAGACUUGGUCCAUCCAUUUGUUAAAAAUAUAAAAUGUGGAAAGCCUUUUAAAUUUUGAAGAGCAGCUUUUUUAAUGCGUGGGUUGUUUGAAGAUACUCUUGAAACAGGGAACAUGCUAAUUUUAUACAACCUGUAUUUAUUGUAAGGGUUAGGUUGUUGGCAAGAUUUGAAUAUAUUACAACCGACAUUACA